UCACUGAGCAUCUCUUUUUAAUUUUGGUUUUGUUUUCCAAACAGGAUCUUAUAGAAAAUGUAGUGGCUGUUGCUGAAAACACCGCUGAUGAGCUAGCCCGCAGUGACGGGAGGGAAGUACAGUUGGAGGAGGAUCCUGACCUGCAGCUGCCUUUUCUUUUGCCAGAAGAUGGCUAUUCUUGUGAUGUUGUCAGAAACAUUCCAAAUGGUUUACAAGAAUUUUUAGACCCUCUGUGCCAGAGAGGAUUUUGCAGGUUAAUUCCUCACACACGUUCACCUGGUACUUGGACAAUAUAUUUUGAAGGUGCGGAUUAUGAGAGUCACCUCAUGCGUGAGAACACAGAACUGGCUCAUCCUCUGAGGAAAGAACCUGAAAUAAUCACUGUGACCCUAAAGAAGCAGAAUGGAAUGGGCCUCAGCAUUGUGGCCGCAAAGGGUGCUGGUCAGGAUAAACUGGGAAUCUAUGUCAAGUCUGUUGUGAAAGGAGGAGCUGCAGAUGUGGAUGGACGACUAGCUGCAGGUGAUCAGCUCCUCAGUGUAGAUGGACGGAGUCUGGUCGGACUCUCUCAGGAAAGGGCAGCAGAACUCAUGACAAGAACAAGUUCUGUGGUGACACUCGAAGUAGCAAAGCAAGGUGCCAUCUACCACGGUCUGGCCACCCUCCUCAACCAGCCGUCGCCCAUGAUGCAGAGAAUUUCAGAUCGUCGUGGCUCAGGUAAACCCCGACCAAAAAGUGAAGGUUUUGAACUCUAUAACAGUUCAGCUCAAAAUGGGUCACCCGAGAGUCCUCAGCUGCCUUGGGCAGAGUAUAGUGAACCAAAGAAAUUGCCUGGUGAUGACAGACUUAUGAAAAAUAGAGCUGAUCACCGCUCCAGCCCCAACGUAGCAAAUCAGCCUCCUAGUCCUGGAGGAAAAAGUGCAUAUGCCACAGGAACAACAGCGAAGAUAACCUCUGUCUCCACUGGAAACCUCUGCACUGAGGAGCAGAGCCCUCCACCUAGACCUGAAGCCUACCCCAUCCCCACUCAAACGUACACCAGAGAAUAUUUUACCUUUCCAGCUUCCAAAUCCCAGGAUCGGAUGGUUCCUGUUCAGAACCAGUGGCCAAAUUAUGAGGAAAAGCCACAUAUGCACAUGGAUAGUAAUCAUUCCAGUAUUGCAAUGCAGCGUGUUACCCGUUCCCAAGAAGAACUUCGAGAAGAUAAAGCUUAUCAACUUGAGCGGCAUCAAAUAGAGGCAGUUAUAGAUCGAAAGUCUGAUAGUGAUAUGUGGAUAAACCAGAGCUCCUCGGUGGAAUCUAGUACAUCUAGCCAGGAGCACCUGAACCACUCCUCUAAGUCAGUCACCCCUGCUUCCACUCUGACCAAAAGCGGCCCUGGCCGCUGGAAGACACCAGCAGCUGUGCCACCCACACCUGUGGCUGUGUCCCAGCCCAUUCGAACAGAUCUGCCUCCACCACCCCCUCCACCUCCAGCCCACUAUGCCAGUGAUUUUGAUGGAAUUCCGAUGGACUUGCCUCUCCCACCCCCUCCUUCUGCCAGCCAGGUAGGACCACAGUCUGCUCAGGUGGCUGCUGCAGAAAGGAAGAAGAGAGAAGAACAUCAGCGGUGGUAUGAGAAGGAGAAGGCCCGACUGGAAGAGGAGCGAGAGAGAAAGCGGAGAGAGCAGGAGAAGAAGUUGGGUCAGAUGCGCACUCAGUCCCUAAACCCUGCUCCAUUCUCUCCCCUGACGACACAGCAGAUGAAGCCAGAAAAGCCUUCCACGCUCCAGCGGCCCCAAGAAACAGUCAUUCGGGAACUUCAGCCCCAGCAGCAGCCCCGCACCAUUGAGCGCAGAGACCUGCAGUACAUCACAGUCAGCAAGGAGGAGCUCUCCUCCGGGGACAGUCUAUCUCCAGACCCGUGGAAGCGGGACGCCAAGGAGAAGCUGGAGAAGCAGCAGCAGAUGCACAUUGUGGAUAUGCUGAGCAAGGAGAUCCAGGAGCUGCAGAGCAAACCGGACCGCACCGCUGAGGAGAACGACCGCCUGCGGAAACUGAUGCUGGAGUGGCAGUUCCAGAAGAGACUCCAGGAAUCCAAGCAGAAGGACGAGGACGAUGAGGAGGAGGAAGACGAUGACGUGGACACCAUGCUGAUCAUGCAGCGCCUCGAGGCUGAACGAAGAGCAAGGCAGACUGCUGUGCCAGCAAUCUCUGUUCUAGAUUUGUUGCAGGAUGAGGAGCGGCGACGGCAGCAGCAGCUGGAAGAGAUGCGUAAGCGGGAAGCGGAAGACCGAGCCCGGCAGGAGGAGGAGCGACGCCGGCAGGAGGAGGAGCGGGUGAAGCGAGAUGCUGAAGAAAAGAGGCGACAGGAAGAGGGGUAUUACAGCCGCCUGGAAGCUGAGAGGCGCAGACAGCACGACGAGGCGGCGCGCAGGUUGUUGGAGCCCGAGGAGCCCAGUCUGUGCCGACCUCCACUCCCGCGGGACUACGAACCCCCAUCCCCGCCCCCUGCACCCGGCGCCCCUCCUCCCCCACCUCAGCGAAAUGCCUCCUACCUCAAAACACAGGUCCUCUCCCCUGACUCGCUGUUCACUGCCAAGUUUGUUGCAUACAACGAGGAGGAGGAAGAGGAGGAGGAGGACUGCGGCCCAGCAGGACCAAACCCUUACACGGUAUCUACUGGAACAGUUAUCGGAGCCCAUGAAGCUUAUCGGGAUGCAAGAGAGAAAUGCUCUAAAAGGUAUUUACAGUUGUGCUGGACUGGUAACAUCAUCUAUAACUGAUGACUUUUUCCAUUUCUCAUGGCGUUUUUAAAUUGUAUAAGGCUGGGUUGAAAUUUCAAAGACUUCAUUCUCAGCUCAGAUGUUUCCCAUUGUACAAAAUCAGGUGAGCAUAUAGGCUUCUUAAACUUUUUGUUGCUGAUAUAGUUUUAGAUGGCAGUGUAGGCAACUGGCUUUCCAGUCAGAACGUUUGCUUCCACCAGCGGAGGUGGAGCCCUAGGGCAGCGUCCCAGGAUCUUGCUGUAUUACGUAGGCCAGCCCUGAUGGCACACAGAAGAUAAAUAGGCUGCAUGUCCUCACAGAGCCGCCUCCCCUGGAUCUUAGUUAGAAAUGCUGUUGUUCUAACUAGUCUUAAAACACUGAAGUUGAACUAUUCAGAAAAGUCUGCAGUACCAUCCUGUAGCUUAUUAAAUUAGAUGUAUUUCUAGAUGCCUUUCAGAUACAUGUAAGAUUCACUAAAAUGCUAUAUUUCAUAGCUGUACUCCUUUAGUGAAAUUUGUUUAGGUGGUAAGAACUACCUGCUUGCUAAAAUUUAACUCAUUUGUUUUUUGAGAGGUGAAUAUGACUAGGUAAAGUUAACAUUUUAAUAAGGAGAACAUUUUGCCGUUUUUUCUGCAUGGGUUUAAAUAUAGCCUCAAUAAUUUUAAUUAUAGGAAAUGUUAUAACAAAAUUUAUCAAAGAAUGAGUCUCUGUCACUGAAAGUUUUAAUUAAUUGCUCAUUAUGCAAAUUUACCUAAUUGUUGAUGAGUUAUUUCUAUUUGACUAGUAAUCUUUUCUUUCCCUCUUCUGCAGCCAAGAUAUAGAUUUACCUGGAAAUUCUGGAGCCCCUGAAAACUUGACAUUCAAAGAGCGCCAGCGUCUUUUU
Galeopterus variegatus (Sunda flying lemur) is the source of this 3624-nucleotide messenger RNA. Its product is annotated as afadin-like. Gene Ontology annotation, cellular component: adherens junction. NCBI's taxonomy places the organism in Eukaryota, Metazoa, Chordata, Mammalia, Dermoptera, Cynocephalidae. The record is from RefSeq and is a predicted model, not a curated record. Gene Ontology annotation, molecular function: cell adhesion molecule binding. The transcript is spliced from 14 exons. Gene Ontology annotation, biological process: regulation of protein localization. The annotation marks the transcript as partial.